AUGCAGCCGUCGCCUAAUCGCUCGCAGCCCCUGCUGGCCAGCGCGCCGCCUUCGCCGCCCGUUCGCGGCCUCUGCCCACCCGCGCGCUGCCCCUUACCCGCGCGCUACCCCUUACCUGCGCGCGCGCUGCCUAUGCCAGCCAGCGCACCGCCCACCUGCAGCCCGCGCUCUGCCUUUGCUGAUCCGUGCGCCGCCACUGCAGCCCUGCGCGCCGCUUCUCCUGGCCUGCUCUCUGCCCUGCAGUCCUUUGCCACUUGGCUCGACGACCUGCAACUGUUUCUUAUGACUGAUGCCAAAGACGGAGUUUCACUGUUCGAUUACGCGUCUGGCACUUUCGUUGCUCCUGCUGACACUGCUGCCGCUCUCGACCACUCACAGUGGCAGACUCGUGAUGCUACUACGCGCCUCGCUAUUCGCAACUAUCUGCCAAUCACUGAGCGCGCGCACUUUAGUCAGCACAAGACUGCCAAGGCACUGUAUGAGGCUGUAGUUGCUCGCUACUCUUCCCCAGCCACUGCACCCAUAGGCCGUCUUAUGCUACCCUACCUGUUCCCCGACCUGUCCUCGUUUACCACUGCUGAGGACCUCAUCUCUCACCUGCGCUCUAGUGACGCUCGCUUUCGUGCCGCCCUUUCAGACGAGUUCCUCGCCGAGAAUCACCCCCCGAUGUACUUUACCCUCUACUUCCUCGUCACCCGCCUCCCUGACACUCUUCGCUCAGUCAGGGACCACUUUCUAGCCCUAGACCCUACCACUCUCACUGUCGCCGACUUCGAGAAGCACCUCCUCACAGCCGAAAAGAACAUUCUUGCUGUAGGUGCUACUCGUGGCACUCCUCGCACUCCCCUCUUUGAGGGGUGCUCCCCCUCCCCUCUUGUCCCCUCCUACGCCUCUGCUGCUGCUGCUCUCGACUACCUUGGUGCUGAGGAGGUCGGGGCUGCUUCUGCUCCUAGUGGGAAGCGUCACAGUGCCAGGGGCAACAGGGGUGGCAGGGGAGGUGGAGGUGGCGGUGGAGGGGGCGGUAGUGGAGGCGGUGGGGGAGGUGGAGGUGGUGCGGGUGGUCGUGGGGGUGGAGGUGGUGGUGGGGGUGGCGGUGGUACUGGGAGCAGUGGAGGAGGCAGCGGCGGUAGUGGGGGAGGAGGGAGUGGUAGUGGCAGCGGUGGUGGGGGCUGGAGUGGAACCGGCCAGAAGGGGAGCUCCAGUGGUGGCCAGGGACAGAAGCAGCAGAGGCAGCAGAAGUAG
Messenger RNA from Closterium sp. NIES-65, 1242 nucleotides. NCBI's taxonomy places the organism in Eukaryota, Viridiplantae, Streptophyta, Zygnematophyceae, Desmidiales, Closteriaceae. The record is from the annotation of a GenBank genome assembly.